AUGAACGGAAGAGUUUUGUGUCUUCAUGGUUUUGCCCAAAACGGUCCCAAUUUUUCCGCAAAAGCAUCUGGAAUCCGAAAAGCUUUGAAAAAGUUUGACAUAGAAACUGUAUUUUUGAAUGCACCCCUGCAAUUGAAAGGUGCUGAUCUUCCCUUCGAUUCUGCAUCUUUGGGUGCUGACAGUGCUGACUCUGCCGAAGCUCCUGAUUUCAAAGGCUGGUGGUACACAGUUGAUGAUUUUGAUAUAGAACCAGCAUUUGAGGCCGUCCGAGAAUGUUGUAAAGAGAAAGGUCCCUUCACCGGAGUUUUAGGGUUUUCUCAAGGUGCAGGUCUCGCAGCUAUAUUGGCCAACAAGUUCUCUGAAAUAGUGCCUGGUCAUCCGGGACUGAAGUUUGGCAUUUUCUAUUCAGGAUUCAAAGUUAAUAACCAGAAAUAUUGGAAGUAUUAUGAGCCCAAGAUUAGUAUUCCAACGUUGCACAUUUUUGGGGAAUUAGAUACAGUUGUCAGCGAGGAAAGAUCUCAGAGAUUAAUAGAUGAGUGCUGUGUUCCAGAGACCACUCUGACUCUCAAACACCCUGGUGGACACUACGUUCCCAACAUCAAAGACCUUAUCAAUAAAGAGGUAUCCUGGGUUUUGAAUGCUUUAGAUCUUGAUCCAGAAGAGAUUAAAGCCAACAAGAAUAACAAAGGGAAAGCCCAGAGUGUAACCGGAGAAAAGAGCAAAAGACAACUGAAAAGAGAGCAAAAGGCUAAGCAAAAAGAAUCGGGUACUAGCACUCCAUCUAAAGAAACAGAAGAGGACAAAACUGCUAGAGAGCUCGGUGAGUUGAAUGACGAGUUUGACAAAAUUGGCAAGAUAUAA
Messenger RNA from Komagataella phaffii GS115, 861 nucleotides. RefSeq lists its product as uncharacterized. Lineage: Eukaryota; Fungi; Ascomycota; Pichiomycetes; Pichiales; Pichiaceae. The record is from RefSeq and is a predicted model, not a curated record. The coding region runs from base 1 to 861 and encodes 286 amino acids. Gene Ontology annotation, cellular component: nucleus; cytoplasm. The transcript has a single exon.